AAGAUUUAACAAUAACCGAAACGCACAAAUCUGAAGAAGAUUCAACUAUGACCGAAAUACACACAUCUGAAGAAAAUUCAGCAAUGACUGAAAUGCAUAAAUCUGAAGAAGAUUCAACCACUUCAGAUUAUUACGAAAGUAAGCUAACGGAAUGUCCCAAAGAAAAGGGCAUAGAAUGUGAUGAUAAGUCCGAAGAGGAUUGUAAUUCGUACGAUAACCAAAAGGACAAAGAGUGUGAUGGCAAAUCAGAUGAAGAUUGUAAUUCGAGCAAAAACAAAUAUGAUGUUAGUGACAACUCUGAAGAUUAUGAAGCAAUUGCUGAAAUGCACAAAACUGAAGAAGAUUCAAAAAUGACUGAAAUACACAAAACUGAAGAAGAUUCAACAAUGACCGAAAUUCUUAAAUCUGAAGAUUCAACGAUAACCGAAAUGCACAGAUCUGAAGAUUCAGCAAUGACCGAAAUGCACAAAUCUGAAGAUUCAGCAAUGACCGAAAUGCACAAAUCUGAAGAUUCAACACUGAUCGAAAUGCACAAAUCUGAAGAAGGUUCAACACUGAUCGAAAUGCACAAAUCUGAAGAAGAUUCAACACUGACCGAAACGCACAAAUCUGAAGAAGAUUCAACUAUGACCGAAAUACACACAUCUGAAGAAAAUUCAACAAUGACUGAAAUGCUUAAAUCUGAAGAAGAUUCAACAAUGGCUGAAAUGCACAAAACUGAAGAAGAUUCAAAAAUGACUGAAAUACACAAAACUGAAGACGAUUCAAAAAUGACUGAAAUACACAAAACUGAAGAAGAUUCAAAAAUGAUUGAAGUGCACAAAAUUGAAGAUUCGACAAUGGCUGAAAGACUCAAAACUGAAGAAAAUUCUACAAUGGACGAAAUGCUUAAAACUGAAGAAAAUUCAACAAUGGCCGAAAUGCUUAAAACUGAACAUCAGUCAAUGGAUAAUUCCAUGGUGUUCACUGACUACUCCAGUGUUCCGCCACCUUCCUCACUUACCUCGGCUUCAGGACCAGUUGAAUUUAGUGAUGCGAUGGCGAAAGUAAAGGCCAUCGCUGCUAAAUUGCUACAAACGGUUGCUCAACAAGGCGUUAAACGCUCGCAUGACGACAGCUAUAAUUCACAUGGUUUAAGAGAUAUUCGAGAUGAUUAUCGGGAUGACUAUCGUAGAGAUACUUACAUCAGACGAGAUCGGGGAAGUCGUUACGAAGAUUAUGGAAGGGAUUCAAAAAGAACAGCCUACGAUGGUGGUUUAUCUCGCCCAGAGCACGAAAAUAAUAAUAGACAUCGUUAUGGUAUAGGAAACGAUGAUCGACGUUCAUAUCAUGCCUCACAUUACGGACCACUUGGUGAUUCUUCUCGUAUUUCAACUCAAGAAGAGUUUAAAGUUCCUAAUGCAGUUGUAGGUUUGGUUAUUGGUCGAGGAGGCGAAAAUUUGAAGCGAAUUGAAAAGCAAACAGGAGCACGAGUUCAAUUUUCACAAGAUCAACCACCAGAUGUUAUAGAAAGGCGAGUAACUAUUACCGGUACAGCAGAUGAUGUUAAGAAUGCCAAAGGAAUGAUUCAACAACUUGUCGACGAUGCUAUCAAUGGAAAUACACUUAAUCGUCGCGAUUUACAAAGCGGAGGAGGUAAUCGUUCAACUAUCACAAUCCACAUUCCAAGUAGUAAAGUUGGAGUUGUGAUCGGCAGAGGUGGAGAAACAAUUCGAGAUUUGCAGGAUCGGAGUGGUGCGCGAAUUAACGUAACACCAGAUAGUGCAGCUAGCCCACAAUCUAAUGACCGUUCAGUAACUUUAAUUGGAGAUGAAGCUGCAGUACAAAGAGCCAAAGCUUUGAUUGAUGAAAUU
Messenger RNA from Scutellospora calospora, 1853 nucleotides. The record is from the annotation of a GenBank genome assembly. NCBI's taxonomy places the organism in Eukaryota, Fungi, Glomeromycota, Glomeromycetes, Diversisporales, Gigasporaceae.